AUGAUUUUCGACAGGCUGCCUAUGACGCUGCCGCUAAGCCAGGACAAUGUGCUGGAAGACGCCCUGGAGAAUGUCUUGGCGAAUUCGCACAGCCUUCUUAACAACACACGGCGGCUGAGUAAUCCUGAAUCAGAUAGUGGUGUCGCUCUCCUUAAACAUGCACUAUAUGGCACGCAGACGCCUCGCGCCGCGGCACCUCAAGUAGACAACAGUGAGAUUAUCCCUGCCAUUGGCGCCCUGCAUACCCAACUGGAGGAGUGCCGCGAUCUGCUGCGCCAAGUCGACAGUGAGCGCCGCCUAUACCGUGAGAAGACGGUACAGUUGCAGAGGGCACUCGAUGAGGAGCACCAUGGACAGGAGACCCUGCGUAACCAGAUCGUGGGCUCACAGGACGAGCUGCGCAAGGCUCAACGCAAGGCCAUCGAGGUACAGCAAAGGUUGCGUGAGAUGGAGGAGGCAAUGGAUACCGCAACAGAGGAACAGAUGCGGCUGCGCCGCUUCCUGCGUUCGAUGCCGAUGAACAAAGAGCGUGCACUCACUCUGGUACCGGAUCGCCGCUUUGAGGAGGCCUUUCGGGACAAGAUGUCUGCAAUUCACUACAAACGUCGCUACGAACGCGCACGACAGCUGUACCAGCAACGCUCUGAGAUGGCGGAGGGGAAACAAAUGGCGAUGGAAGACACCUACACGGCAGAGGGUGCAGACCUGCCGUCGCUGAGCCUCACCGGUGCGCAGGGCUUAGCGGCACUCGCGCUACCCGAUGUGUCGUCACUCGCAAACAGCACUAACAACUUGUCGACAUCGCAGUGGGUUUCCCUGCGGAGUGUAAGGGAUACGCUGACUUUCCCUUUCCUGCUUCCCUUCUCGCACACCACGGCGAGGGACGACUACAUCAAUACGCAGGUACAACGUUCCACACAGAAGGAUUCACUGGCACGCCUACGCGAAGGCGCGUUCCGGAUGUGUCACCGCCUCAAACAUGUGCAGGAUUCGGGGCUGCACAGCAUGUACGGGGUGCUGCUUGAGAUCCUCCGUACCCACACCUCCACAUCCGCGUCCAUGCUGGUGAAUCCCAAGAAGACGUUCGAGUCGGUACUGGAGAAGAUGCAGCACGCACUCCGCGAGAUGCUGUUCGAGAUAGUGGAUCUCGUGAACUCCGCUGUUAUGCAGAUCGCGAAUCGCGAACCUCGCGUCGCUGUAAAACAAGCCGUUGCAAAGCACGAUGUCGGCUGCAGCGUGUACCUGGGCUCCACAUUUGAUAUGCGGCUGGCAGACAUUGAGGCGAAGCUCGAAGCACAACGACGAAAAUCCGCCGCCUCAGAGUCGGACCUAUUGGCUGGCACGCUCAAUGCGAGAAAUAGCGGCACAAUGAUGCGAAGCAAGGCUCUGCUCACGCUGGAGCAGUUGCUGUCCCUGCACAAAGCGUUCUGCACGGUCGCACAAGCUGCAAACUCUACCUGCGACAACGCGGCGCCGGAGCUGAAGGACAUGUUCGAGGAGCUCGCUCUCGCUGCGACCGACACCGCGCUGGACGACUCGCGGUACGAGACGAAAGUUGCCGAGGCCGUUGAGGCUGAUGUGCGCCACGCGGAGAGGCUUGCGGCUUCUGCGCAGCGUGCGGCAACGGUCCUCUCCGCGUCAGGGACGAAGAAGCGUCUGCCCAGCGCCGUCGCCGCCUCUGCGUCGCGGGCAAAGUCGAAACAGAAGCAGCAGUUGUUGUCACAGACACUCCCUGCCCCAAGCGUCAGUCUUACUGAGAGCCAACAAUUGAUAGAGGCGUUCAAAGCCGUGCAGCCCACAGCGUCUAUUGGAGGUGCCCUCCUCCCGAAACGCUUAAGCAAUACCAAGGACCUAGAAAGCUUUGGCGUCACUUCCAGUAGCUUGUCCAAAGGGUGCGACGAGAGCGAAGCAACUGCAACAAGGGCAGUGACGGAGCAUCGGCGUGAGGGCACACUCAGCAAAACGUGCUCUGUCACAAAAUCGGGUGCAAGGACGUCGUCAUCUGCGGGUGUUAUUUUGCCCCAACCCACUCGCACCUCUCUUCGGGGUGACGUGAAACCGAUGAAUAUGCGGGUGGCGACCUUCAACAAUAUCAAUUUGCCACAGUUCAUGGAUAACGUGGGAGCUCCACAUCCUCUACAUGCGUCUAAACAAACACGCAAAUAG
Trypanosoma grayi is the source of this 2166-nucleotide messenger RNA. RefSeq lists its product as hypothetical. The record is from RefSeq and is a predicted model, not a curated record. The transcript has a single exon. NCBI's taxonomy places the organism in Eukaryota, Euglenozoa, Kinetoplastea, Trypanosomatida, Trypanosomatidae. The coding region runs from base 1 to 2166 and encodes 721 amino acids.